CGGAGACAGCGGGCUGGAGGGAAAGGGAUCGGAGCGGAGGGCACGAUGAUGACGGCGGAGAGAGGGCGAGUGGCGACGGUCCCGGGCACCGGGCUGCCCAAACCCGUGCCCAUGAACCUAUUCGCCACCUGGGAGAUCGACAGGUCGUCACCGAGCUGUGUGCCCAGACUGUGCAGCCUGACAUUAAAGAAGCUGACUGUACUCAAAGAACUGGACAAGGAUCUGAACUCUGUGGUCAUUGCUGUCAAAAUCCAGGGCUCGAAACGAAUCCUAAGAUCGAAUGAAUACCUUCUCCCCCCAGGUGGACUGAUGGAGACUGAGUUAGAGCUCACCUUUUCCUUGCAGUAUCCCCACUUCCUGAAGAGAGAUGCGAACAAACUACAAAUAAUGUUACAGAGGAGAAAGAGGUAUAAAAACCGGACCAUUCUGGGCUACAAGACGCUAGCAUUAGGGACGAUUGAUAUGGCUGAGGUAAUGCAACAUCCCACAGAUGGGGGACAAGUACUUGGGCUUCAUUCCAACAUGAAAGAUGCUUCAGUGCGGGUCGCUGAAAUCAGCAUCUACUCUCUCUCCAGCCAGCCAAUCGACCACGAAGAUGGCAAUGUACAAGCAGGGUCCAAGAUAAAAGCCUCAGAUCGAUCUCCAGAUCUAGAUAAUUACUCCGAGGAAGAAGACAGUUUUUCUUCCGAGCAGGAGGGCAGUGAUGAUGCUGUUCCAUGUCAGGAUUUAUAUGAUGAAGAUGAUGAACUGAGAAAACCGAAGAAGACCCGACGGAAAAUGAGCCGCACGACCUCGAUGACACGGCAACCAAACUUUAAACAGAAAUUCGUUGCCUUGCUGAAGAGAUUCAAAGUGACCGAUGAGGUGCUGGACUCUGAUCCUGUGGACCAGACCCAGGAAGCAGAAGAGGAUCUUGACCUACUUUACGAAAGCCUGGAAGUUUACAACCCCAGUGACAGUGGCCCAGAAAUGGAGGACAAUGAAAGCGUUCUCAGCACACCAAAGCCCAAACUAAAGCCAUUUUUUGAAGGAAUGUCACAUUCCAGCUCACAAACCGAGAUUGUCAGCCUCCAGAGCCAUAAGAGCCAAACGAAGGAACAACCAAGUCCAGCUGAAUUCUGUCCAGUAGAGAAUGAGAAUGCGAGCAGCACCAGUCUGCAGGAGGAGGCUGCUGUCGAAGCCAUAUCCCUCGAUCUAGAGGAAGAAGAAACCAUAACUGGAGAUGGGAAUAACUGGGAAGCAUCUCUGGAGAAACUGCCACCACUAUGCAAAAUAACAAAAACUGAAUCGCAGGUUAUUGUAUCUCCCAGUAAGUCAGAAAGUAAACAACUGCGACGACCCAGGAGUACUUCACUGAAAGAUCGGCACAACUCAAGGACACAAGGUGACAGAGCCAGCAGUUUCGACAGCGAGUGCUUGCCAGACUCCAGAUUCAAUACUCAGGUCCCUCGUAAGUCUGUUUAUGACCAACUGAACCAGAUCCUAAUUUCAGACGACCAGCUGCCAGAGAGCAUUAUCCUGGUGAACACUACAGAUUGGCAAGGACAGUAUCUGUAUGAACGACUGCAUGAGAAGAGCCAGCCAAUGGUCUGCACAUGUUCAGUGGCAGAUAUCCACGCAGCAUUUAACACCAUUGUUACCAGAAUACAGAGAUUCUGUAACUGUAACUCACAGAUGCCUCCUCCAGUCAAAGUGGUCGUGGCUGGGGAUCAGAGCUUCCUCAGCACCAUCCUGAGGUUCUUUGUUGAGCAAUUGGCAAGCAAAACCCCCGACUGGCUGAACUAUAUUCGCUUCCUGAUCGUCCCCCUAGGCUCCCAUCCUCUGGCCAAGUAUUUGGCAUCGGUUGACAACAAAUACAACAGCUCCUUCAUGGACUCCGCGUGGAGGGAUCUUUUCAACAAGACAGAGCCUCCAACUGCAGAAACCUUUGACAUCAUCAGCCGGAUUAUGCAGUAUGUGUCUGGAGCCAACAUGUCCCAUCAACUCCCAAUAUCUGAGGCUAUGCUGACUUACAAACAGAAGAGGUGAGACUGCUGAAUCAGACAGCUGUUUGCUAGCUGCCACUACAGUUUUUCCUGCCAAUCUUUCAUUCCAGAUCUGGGUGUGGUCAAAGUGGGUGUCGUGGAGCAAUCCCUCUCAACGUCAGUGGACUCUGAUGAUGCGACUUUGUGUAAUGUCGGUAUCUUGUCUCCGACACCAACCCCCAGCAGCACGGCUUACACAAAAGAUAUCAAUGCCACGCCACCACCUUCCCCUUCUGUCUCAGGAGUCCUCUCUGGAGCUUGCUCCCCUGGGAGCGGAGCAGAGGUGAUGGGACUGCAGGUCGAUUAUUGGACAACACAACUUCCGGACAAGAAAAGGGAUGGUGAGAAACGGGACAUUGGCAACAAGAACACCUUGAAGAGCAAUUUCCGGUCGCUCCAAGUGACUCGCCUACCUAACGGUGGUGAGAUGGUGCCACCAGCCACCAUGCUGAUGACUGUGGUAACCAAAGAGAAGAAUAAGAAAGUGAUGUUUUUAAGUAAGAAACCAAGGGAGAAAGAGCUGGACUCUAAGAGCCAAGUGAUCGAGGGAAUCAGCAGGUUAAUCUGUACUGCCAAACACCAGCAGACCAUGCUCAAAGUCUCCAUCGAUGGAGUGGAAUGGAAUGAUGUCAAAUUCUUCCAGCUAGCUGCACAAUGGCCUACUCAUGUCAAAUACUUCCCUGUGGGAAUAUUCGGCUACUCCAAGACCGUGUGACGAGUGGGAUCAGACUGUGGGUACUGCUGCCCUACCUUUUCCUGUGGACUAACUCUGAUUCUGGCACUGACCUGGUGGGUUUUUAUUUAAAAGCUGGAGGGAAAAGUUGACCUGUUUUUUUUUUUAAUUUAAGAACCACAUGAUUCAGCGUGGAUCACAGACUGUGAGGGCCUCUGACAGCUCUCCUCACAGAUGCACUUUUCACAAGAUUGUCGUCUACCUGAAUUUGUAACUUUGAAAUAAAGAAAAGAACCAGGAAGAAAGUUCCCUGGGUAAAACUCAA
Molecule: messenger RNA, 3022 nt
Organism: Carcharodon carcharias (great white shark)
Lineage: Eukaryota; Metazoa; Chordata; Chondrichthyes; Lamniformes; Lamnidae
Product: phosphofurin acidic cluster sorting protein 1-like
Exons: 25
Biological process (GO): protein localization to plasma membrane
Molecular function (GO): transmembrane transporter binding
Source: RefSeq, a predicted model, not a curated record